AUGCCACUCAGUUACGAUCCUGAAUUCCUCAAGGAGGCAGCGCCCGUGCUCCAGCAGCUUGCACAGGUUGAACCGGCUGCCCUCCACGAUGUGAAAGCAAGACGAUCUAUGCUGGCGGCCCUAACACGGCCACUAGCUCCAAUGCCCGAUGACAUUGAGAAUAUCAUUCACCGGGUGCCCACUCCCGAUGGCCAUGAAGUGGCGGUGUAUCACUUCCGUCGGAAGCAAGAGCCCCGAGAAGGUGGUGAGCCCGCCAUCAUUCAUAUCCACGGCGGAGGAUACAUCUCACUGAGCGCUGAAGCAUGCGCCACGCCACAUAUUGGGUCGGUGCAGAGAACGGGAGUACAAAUUCUGAGUAUCGAUUAUCGGCUAGCUCCAGAGUAUCCAUACCCAACGCCCCUAAACGAUUGCUGGGCCGCGCUUGAAUUUGUCUAUGCGAAUGCAGAGCGAUUGCAUAUCGACCCUUCUCGCAUUGCAGUCAAGGGUGAAAGUGCAGGCGGUGGUUUAGCAGCUGCCUUGACGAUCCGAGCUCGAGAUUGUGCGCUGUCACCACCGAUCGCGAAGCAGAUUCUGAUAUACCCGAUGCUGGACGAUCGAACCACAACCAACCCCGUCGGAAAAUUGGCAUUUUGGAAUGAAAUCGACAACAUCACUGGCUGGACAGCCUACCUGGGCCCUGACGCAGGUACCGGCCAUUUCGAAGCAACGGCUGCAGCUGCUCGUGUUGAAUCUGUGGAAGGGCUUCCUCCGCUGUAUGUAGACUCGGGGCAGCUCGAUAUUUUUGGGCUUGAAUCCAUCGAAUAUGCCAAGCGUUUCAUGGCAGUAAAAAUCAACACGGAAUGCCACAUCUAUCCCGGCUUGCCACAUGGAUUUGAGGCAUUCGCACCAUUGUCGAAGGUGGUACAGCAGGUCGUGGCUAAUCGAGAUAAGGUGGCAAUGAGCUUUUGA
Messenger RNA from Penicillium atrosanguineum, 948 nucleotides. Its product is annotated as alpha/beta hydrolase. The record is from RefSeq and is a predicted model, not a curated record. The coding region runs from base 1 to 948 and encodes 315 amino acids. Gene Ontology annotation, molecular function: hydrolase activity. Lineage: Eukaryota; Fungi; Ascomycota; Eurotiomycetes; Eurotiales; Aspergillaceae. The transcript has a single exon.